Sphaeramia orbicularis (orbiculate cardinalfish) is the source of this 4289-nucleotide messenger RNA. RefSeq names its product disheveled-associated activator of morphogenesis 1-like. Gene Ontology annotation, biological process: actin cytoskeleton organization. NCBI's taxonomy places the organism in Eukaryota, Metazoa, Chordata, Actinopteri, Kurtiformes, Apogonidae. The transcript has 26 exons. Gene Ontology annotation, cellular component: stress fiber. The record is from RefSeq and is a predicted model, not a curated record. Bases 662 to 3817 code for a protein of 1051 amino acids. Gene Ontology annotation, molecular function: small GTPase binding; actin binding.
UGUGUUUUCAACUCUCCACACACUGAUCAACUCUCACCGAGGCUGAUGUGACGCUUUCUCCCCAGAUUGGAGCUGACAGGUCGGAAUCCAAACAGGACGAAUGCAGAGGCACAAAUGUGGAAACCUGAGCUCCAUGGAGAAGGUUUCAGUGGAUCUGUGGUUGUGGUGAACAUCUGGAGUUUCCCUGAAGUGGACACAAGCCUUUCUGUCCUUUCACAUCUGUGGACUGUGUUCAGUUUCUUCAUGCGUGAACAUCCUGUGGAUCAGAACUGCAGACUCUGUGGGACUUCAGCUUCAGCUCUUCUUCUACAGCUCUCAAAUUAAAGCCUGUUUUUAUUUUACCGGCCCUAAUUUACACAUAGGAGGAAGUGGAAAUCCUCGGAGCUAAAAGUUACUCUCAGCAUCAGUUUACGACCCUUCAUGUCCUUUUUUGGGAUAAAACAAACCAUGUGAACACAAGAAGAGUACUCUGCAUCACACUGGCUGUUUGUGGAGACGUGUUGUCUGCUGCUGAUAUGAGCUUUGAAACCCAGACAAGUAGAAGCUAAUGAUUUUCCGUGGAACCUGACGACUUCGUACGCCGCUGGACCUGACCAUGGCAUCGCACCGCAUCACAUAGACCUGCAUCUGUUCUCACAGAGUGGAAAGCCCCGCUGUGACCAUGGCGUCCGAUGGGAAGCAGCGGCAGGAGGGCACCCUGUCCUCUCUGUUCUACUGCUGCUUUAAAAGAAGUGAACAGCCUGAGAUCACCUACUCUUAUAAGAAUAACCCCAGUGCCGUCCCAGGACUGGAGCCCACGCUGCCCAUGCCCCCCACACAGGAACUGGACUCCAUGUUCGCUGAGCUGGUGGAUGAACUGGACCUCUCAGAGGAGCACAGAGCCGCCAUGUUUGCUCUGCCAGCAGAGAAAAAAUGGCAAAUCUAUUGUAGUAAGAAAAUGGAAGCAGAGGAGGAUAAAGGAGCCACCCGCUGGCCAGCGUAUUACAUCGACCAGCUCAGGGCCAUGGCGGCUAGGAAGACUCUGCUGGCACUGGCAGGAGAGGAAGAGCAUGAAAGACAUAAGAUGGUAGAAGGUCUGAAGACAGCUCUGAGGACUCAGCCCAUGAGGUUUGUAACAGAAUUCAUCGAGCAGGACGGCCUGUCCUGUCUCCUGAACUUCCUCAAGUCGAUGGACUAUGAGACGACCGAGUCUCAGAUCCACACCUCGCUGAUCGGCUGCAUCAAAGCCCUGAUGAACAACUCCCAAGGCAGAGCUCAUGUCCUGGGACACUGCGAGAGCAUCAACAUAAUCGCACAAAGCCUCGCCACUGAAAACAUCAAAACCAAGGUGGCGGUGUUGGAGAUCCUGGGUGCAGUGUGUCUGGUACCAGGGGGACAUAAGAAAGUUUUAGAAGCCAUGAUGCACUACCAGAAGUUUGCUGCAGAGAGAACACGCUUUCAGAACCUGAUGACUGACUUGGACAGAUCCACGGGUCGCUACAGAGAUGAAGUCAGUCUGAAAACAGCCAUCAUGUGCUUCAUCAAUGCUGUGCUCAGUAAAGGAGCAGGAGAGACCAGUUUGGAGUUCCGUAUCCAUCUGCGUUAUGAGUUCCUGAUGCUGGGAAUUCAGCCAGUCAUUGACAAACUACGCUGUCAUGAAAAUGCCACCUUGGACAGACAUCUGGACUUCUUUGAGAUGUUGAGGAAUGAAGAUGAGCUCCAGCUGUCCAAACGUUUUGAUGCUGUCCAUAUAGAAACUAAAAGUGCAAGCCAGAUGUUUGAGCUGAUAAAGAAGAAACUGAGCCACACCGAAGCGUACCCUCACCUCCUGUCUGCUCUGCACCACUGUCUGAUGAUGCCAUAUAAGCAAAGCAGCACCACUCUUCAGUACUGGGUGUUGUUGGACCGCAUCGUUCAGCAGCUGGUCCUCCAGACAGACAAAGGUGAAAACCCUGACGUUGCUCCACUGGAGGACUUCAGUGUUAAAAACAUUGUCCGCAUGCUGGUCAAGGAAGAUGAAGUCAAACAUUGGAAAGAACAAGCAGACAAAAUGAGAAAAGAACAUCAGAACCUACAGCAGCGUUUUGACAGGAAGGAGAGGGAGUGUGAGGCCAAGAACAAGGAGAACCAAGACAUGGUGGCCAUGCUGAACAAAAUGAAGGACAAACUGGAACGAGAGAGCAACGAACACAAGCAGGCCAAACAGCAAGUGGCAGAACUGUCUGUACGUCUGCAGCAGCUCAGCUCUUCCUCCAGUAUUCCAGGUGGACCUCCUCUUUCUGCUGGUGGUCUGGCUCCUGUUGCUCCUCUCCCUUCCAUCUCUUCUCCUGCUCCUCCUCCCCCUCCUCCUCCACCUCCUCCUCCUCCAGGAGGCCCACCGACCUUCGGUAUGGCUCCAUUUGCUCCACCUCCUCCUCCAGGAGCUCCACUAGGAAGUGUCCAGAAGAAGAAGAACAUUCCUCAGCCUCCAAAUCCUAUGAAAUCUUUCAACUGGAGUAAACUGCCCCCGAACAAGGUCGAUGGAACCAUAUGGGCAGAGAUUGACGAUCUCAAAGUGUUUAAAAUCCUGGAUUUGGAUGACUUCCAGAAGACCUUCUCUGCCUACCAGAGGCCACAGAAAGAUCCUGAGGAUGACCAGUCCCUUGUGAAGAAGGUGAAGGAGCUGUCAGUGAUCGACGGUCGACGAGCUCAGAACUGUAACAUUCUGCUGUCACGGCUGAAGCUGACCAAUGAGGAGAUCCGACACGCCAUCCUGACCAUGGAUGAGCACGAGGACUUACCUAAAGACAUGCUGGAGCAGCUGCUGAAAUUUGUGCCUGAGAAGAGUGACAUUGAGCUGUUAGAGGAGCACCAGCAUGAGCUGGAGCGCAUGGCCAAAGCCGACCGCUUCCUGUAUGACAUGAGCAGAAUCAACCACUACCAUCAGAGACUCCAGUCACUUUACUUCAAAAAGAAGUUUGCUGAAAGACUGUCUGAGGUCAAACCCAAAAUCAAAGCUCUCAGCCUGGCGUCCAAAGAGGUGGUGCAGAGCAGCUCACUGCGGCAGCUCUUAGAGUUGGUUCUGGCCUUUGGAAACUACAUGAACAAGGGACAAAGAGGAAAUGCCUUUGGCUUCAAAGUCUCCAGUCUCAACAAGAUCGCUGACACCAAGUCAAGUAUUGAUAAGAACCUCACUCUGCUCCACUACAUGAUCACAGUUUUGGAGAAGAAAUAUCCAAAGGCAACGAGCUUCAGUGAGGAGCUGCAGAAUGUACCAGAAGCUGCUAAAAUCAAUAUGACUGUGUUGGAGAAGGAAAUCGGGAACCUGAGAUCUGGUCUGAAGAGCGUUGAGGCGGAGCUGCAGUACCAGCAGACUCAGUCCUCUCAGGGUCCAGUGGACAAGUUCAUCUCCGUGGUCGGUCAGUUCAUCACUGUGGCCACGUUCAGCUUUGCCGAUGUGGAAGAGUCCCUUAGUGAGGCCAAAGAACUGUUUGAAAAGGCACUGAGACACUUUGGAGAAGACUCAUCGAAGCAGCAGCCGGAGGAGUUCUUUGGUAUAUUCGACACUUUCAUAACAGCCUUCUCAGAAGCCAAACAGGACAACGAGAACAUGAUCAGACGCAAAGAGGAAGAGGAAAAACGUGCACUUCUGGAGGCCCAGCUGAAGAGAGACAGAGAGCAGAAGGCCAGGAAAGCCAAAGAAGAAGAGGAGAGCGGCGAGUUCGACGACUUGGUGUCCGCCUUGCUCUCAGGAGAGGUGUUUGAUAAAGGCGGACCCAACAUGACCCGCAAAAAACCGCACAGACCGAACCAGUUCGACAGCAGCCGGGAAAGACCAGCAUCCAAACUGAACCAGUAACACACUGGAAAACAACAACACAGGACCAACACCGGGCUCAUUAAAGAGAGAAGAAGAGACAAGUCCUGCCCAAUCACACUUUAUUUAAAAAAAAAAGUUCAGUCAGUGGAAAGAGAUAUUUUUUUUGUCCUGUCUGAAUUAUUUACCAUUUAGACAUACGAUAUUUGUCAAUGCAAAGAUAAUUUUGCAGGUGAAGAAAGUCCCAGUUUGUGGUAAAACUGUUGGAGUAUGAGGCUUUUUCACCUCUUUCUCAAACACUGAAGUUAAGUGUGCCAUGGCAGUGGACAUUCUGCUGUUGUAACGUGUAUCACGUCAAAUGACAGAUGCCGUUCACUGAGCUGUUUAACCCCUAAACACCCAAACGUCCACCGGUGACCAAAAGCAUCUACUGAUCUAAAAUGUUUCAAACAGGUUGAACCACUCAUCCUUUCAAUACAUGGAAAUAACUGGUGUAAAAUACAGUUUGUCAUCU